Molecule: messenger RNA, 665 nt
Organism: Cloeon dipterum
Lineage: Eukaryota; Metazoa; Arthropoda; Insecta; Ephemeroptera; Baetidae
Gene: MED22
Product: Mediator complex subunit 22
Exons: 4
Coding region: 175-609 (144 amino acids)
Biological process (GO): regulation of transcription by RNA polymerase II
Cellular component (GO): mediator complex
Molecular function (GO): transcription coregulator activity
Source: RefSeq, a predicted model, not a curated record
GAGGUGAACCAAGCUGAAGUCACUGGCGUGAAGGGGGCGUGGUUCUUGUUUAUGUUCAUCUGCCGCACACGGUCCGGAAAGCCGAGGAAACCCUUCAAAUCUGUAGAAAUAAGAGGAAAAGCGUCGCUUAGCGUGUGUUUUUGACGAUCAGAGAGCCUAAAUUCGCUCCAUGCGAUGGCGGCACAGCGAAACCUGCCCCAAAGCAAAGAGGCCCUUCUGAAGUCCUACAACACCAGGCUCAAGGACGACGUCAAAUCGAUGCUCGAGAAUUUCGAAGAAAUGGUGAAGCUGGCGAAAGGCGACAGUGAAGCCCAGAAUUCGCAGCAGCUCUCCAGGAUUACGCAGUGCGAGCAGGAGCACUACGAAAUGCACGUUCGUGCCGCUAAUAUCGUGAGAGCCGGCGAGAGUCUGAUGAAGCUGAUUUCCGACAUUAAACAGUACCUGAUCCUGAACGACUUCCCGUCGGUCAACGAAGCCAUCGCCAGCAACUCCAAGCUGUUCAGGACGAAGCAGGUCGAGUGCGACCAAAAGCUGAUGACUCUGAGAGACGACAUGGCUGCCGAUUUGUACGAUUUGGAGGAGGAGUAUUACACGUCACUUUGUAAAUAAUUUCCGGAGGUUUAUUAAUUGAAAUAUUAAACAUUUGUACUCAUAUAUAACAAAAA